Messenger RNA from Fusarium coffeatum, 849 nucleotides. RefSeq lists its product as uncharacterized. The record is from RefSeq and is a predicted model, not a curated record. The transcript has 5 exons. NCBI's taxonomy places the organism in Eukaryota, Fungi, Ascomycota, Sordariomycetes, Hypocreales, Nectriaceae. Bases 1 to 849 code for a protein of 282 amino acids.
AUGGCUGUGGAGCCUCAGCUGAACUGCAUGUACAAGCUUUCCAAAGUUCUAUCGGACAACUGGCUACAAGAUACUUUACGCAUGGAUAAUGACAAAGCCAACAUAUGGAACCAACUAGAUAUUGCAUUCAUGAGCGCAAUCUCCGCUCCUCAUGCCGAUCUCGAAAUGCUCAAGUUAAUGAAUGAUUGGAACGGAUGGGUUUUUGCCUUUGACGACCCAUUUGAUGAGGGCUACUUUGCAAAGAACCCGACUGCCGCAGCUGAAGAAGUUAUACGGACUCUCUUCACGCUUGAUAACAAUCAUCCCAUCGUUCCUCCCGAAGAAAGCCCGGUAAGGCAUGCGCUCCAAUCAUGCUGGAUGCGCUUCAGAGAGCGAGCAAGCCCUACGUUGCAGUAUCGUUGGAAACAACAGUUGAUCAUGUAUUUUGUUGGCGUACUUCAACAGAUUGCGUUCCAAACCGGUGGUUCGAGAUCGACUGUCGAAGAAUACAUGGACAUAAGAGCUCAGUCUGUAGGAGUCUAUCCGUGCAUUGGACUGAUGGAAAAAGACCUUAUCAAAGGCGAACAGAUCAACAUUAUCUUCAUCCUCAAGGAUCAAGGAAUGACUACCCAGCAAGCCGUCGAUCAAAUAGGGGAAAUGCUGCACGACUGCUACCGGAGAUGGCAUAACGCGAAAACAAGUCUUCCCUCUUGGGGAGUUCAUUUUGAUCGAAGUGUAGAACGCUUUGUACGAGGCUGUCAAAACAUUGCCCUCGGCAAUCUUCACUGGAGCUUCCACACAUUUCGAUAUAUGGGGAAAGAAGGAUAUGAGGCUAAGAGAACAGGCGUGAUAGACCUUCCAGAAGUCUAG